AUGGAAGCUUCACUUUAAAAGCCAACCUAUAUCACAGUUAAGCUAGUUGAACCUGAAAGCAGAGUGUUCAUUCACCUUAAGAUUGUCUCAGUCACAAUCGUGAGCGAGAAGAAGAAGUUCGACGGAAGUGUCGUUAAGCAAGCUGAGGCUGUUGCUGGUGAUGGCACUGGAGUUGUCACUCUUAUUGCAAGAAAUGAACAGCUUGAUACUGUGGUGGAAGGAGCUACCAUUUAGGUAAUGAAUGCACUGGCCAAAGUGCAAAACAAGUUCCUCAAGAUCGAUAUUGAUAAGUGGUCUAGAGUCACACCUUCAGACUAGGUCAUUGAAACAGUGAACGCAGAGAACGAUAUUUCUAAGGUCGAGUACGAACUUGUCGAUCAUUCAAACCCCAAGGGAAAAGAUGAUAAAAAAGGAAAUAAAGGAGGCAAGGGAAAAGGUGGUGAUAAAAAGCCCAAGGAAUGA
Messenger RNA from Stylonychia lemnae, 462 nucleotides. NCBI's taxonomy places the organism in Eukaryota, Ciliophora, Spirotrichea, Sporadotrichida, Oxytrichidae. The record is from the annotation of a GenBank genome assembly.